Messenger RNA from Amblyraja radiata (thorny skate), 1943 nucleotides. RefSeq lists its product as uncharacterized. NCBI's taxonomy places the organism in Eukaryota, Metazoa, Chordata, Chondrichthyes, Rajiformes, Rajidae. The transcript has 9 exons. The record is from RefSeq and is a predicted model, not a curated record. Bases 69 to 1214 code for a protein of 381 amino acids.
GGGACGGUUGAAAUUUGAAACGGGAGAGUUGUGUGGAGGCCAAAUAACGUGCCGGACAUAGACGAUUUAUGGCUCCAACUCUUAGACCAAGCGGAUUACGGGAAGGAGAUGGCACUCCGUGCCGUGGAUAUACGAACCUCAAUACAGGAAUACAAAUAAAUUCGCAGCCACUCUUUGCAAACAGAAGGAAAAACAUGGGAACUCCGAAUGAAAAGGGGAAAAUCUUUCAUACUCCACGUCAUCGAUUGGUAACACCCUUAAUUUCAAACACACUUGAUCAUCUAAUCUCCAGUGUUGAAAACAGCCACAAGAAGUCAGAAAAAGCAGUCAGCCCAAACCUUGCAAUGCUUAGAAUGACACCAGGUCUUCAGCAGAAACAAAAGAUUUUACAAGAAAAACAUCUAAAAGCAAAAUCUGCAGUGGACAAGUUUCCUAUAGGCGGUGGAAUUAGUUUAUGGCCAGAAAUGGACAAUAUGAGACUUACUAAAGGCGAAGUGAUUAGUCUAGCUAUAACAUCUUUGAUGCUAAGUGUUGCUGUUUUCAUCAUGUUUGAAUAUCUGCAUGGCCCAUUACUUUUACGUUUAAAUCUCUAUAGCGGAAAAGUGAGAGCAUUCCACAGAGACCAUUCAAUUUCGAGCCGCUCAGAGCCAGCCCUCAAUCAAUCACUCAUAAGGUGGCACAAAGAUUUCUGGAAUUUAUUGGAUAAGAUUCAAUGGCAAUUUGAAGCGCCCUUUCGUGUGACCUUCAUUCUAUAUGUUCUGCUGUAUGUUGCUGGGAUAAUGAUACUGCUUUACUACCUCGCAGAUAACAUGAUUCAGAAAAGCAGGCUCACUCCAAAGAGAACAAAGAAAUGGUUGGUUCUGCUGGUUGUUGCUGCAUCAUGGACCUUGCUUAUGAUGAAGCUGCUGAUUGCUGCUCACAAUCUUGAACAUGCAAUUGAAGGAGCGGUGUACAGAUUAAUAGAAGAACUGGCGGACCUUGCAGUAUCGGGGCAUGAUCUUCGCUGCUACCAUGACGUUGUUAUCUAUUGGCGAUUCCGAUGCCUUCCUCCAACAAAAAGGGGGAUUCUGAAAAUAUUUGGGUUAAUAAAAGUCUACGAUGCCUCAUUUUACUUUCAGUAUUACAGCCUGCCAGUGAUUACAGCAUUGUGCACACCAGUUGUUAAAUUAUUACUCGCAUUGAAGGCGGUCUACACCGGCCCAUGUGUCAACUAAAUGGACAAUUGCAAUUAUAAUUUUCUUCCAUAUCAGAUCGUGGGAACAAUGCCACAUUACUUUUUAAAAGUGUGUAUGCCUAUUCGAAUGUUCAAUUUUUUACUUAAAUGACAUGGAACAUUUUAGUUUGCAAACUAGAACAAUAUUGAUGUUAAACCUUAACUGAAUCUAGAACACAUUCUUGUGAUCUUAUUGUCUGCUCUGUAUAACUAAUUUAUUUGAGAAAAUCUUUCUUGGGAUUAAUGUUUUGAUGCAUUUUAUCACUGCUGCUGUGUGAAAUGUCAAAACUAUUAUUUUAAAAUUAUCUUAACUUUUGAAUGAUUUUUAUAAUUAAGUGGGUUUAAUUAUGCUGGGAUCUUGCAUAAGAUCGCAAACAGUAUUCAAUUGUAUUGUGGCAGCUCUGUACCUCAAUUCCCUGUAAAAUAGUGAAACGCAUUGAGCCUAAUAAUGUUGCUAUUAAACGAUGUGCUGGAAUGAAUUUAAACUUAAUGAAAUUACUGCUGCUCCUACAGUCACGAGUCCAGAGCUGUUCUCUUUGAUGCCCAGUCAGGUCCCUUAAUGCUCAGAUAUGUGUAAACCGCUCAAAGCUCUGGUUCUAUGUAUAUUGCAGAGCAAUAGGAGGCAUUCUUGUUGCAAACACAUCUUCCCCCAUUGCUAUAACCAAACAAAAGCUUUUGGCUGUAUCUCGGUACAUGUGACAAUAAUAAACCUAAAUCAAUAUCAACCAAA